AUGCUCCAUAUCUUCUUUGAUCAGAUACGGGCCACCUCUAACUGCUCAACUCCCACACCUACGACCAGCGGAUCUUCACUGACUAAUAUUCAAAAAGUAGUUCCUCUCACUCCAGCUUACAACUACUUCAAUCCAUCACCUCGAAAUCCACUACCAGCCAAGAUACCUCCUCUACGAUCGAAAGCUCCCUAUGCUUCUCGAAUAGCGCGAUGGGUUCGUCCAGCACGAUCCAUGACUGCCAUACUAAUUACCUUUACUUUAUCAGUUGCAAUAGGCAUGAAAACAGCUGUAUGUAUAGCUCAAUACGUGGAAAAAUGUUGUAUCGCACCAAUUCCAACGUGUUCUUGUUCAUAUUUACUGCAUGAUUCGAUACGUGAACGUAUUCCUAGGGAUUGA
This is a messenger RNA of Strongylus vulgaris, 396 nucleotides long. Lineage: Eukaryota; Metazoa; Nematoda; Chromadorea; Rhabditida; Strongylidae. The record is from the annotation of a GenBank genome assembly.